UGACAUUUGUUCAAUCGGGAAUAUUUGUAAACUGUAUGAAUUAUAGCAAGCAAUAACCAUUGGUAAUCAUGUAACAAUCUUGUAGUGAUCAUAUUUAAUUAAGCUAUCAAACAUUUUGUUUAUAAAGGUAUUGUGAUUUCUUUGGUUUUCUGUUUGUUCUUGGGUUGGUGAGAGUCAUUGGACGCCAACCAUAAACUUAUAAACUUUGUGAUGAGACCAAAGACUUCUUGUCUGUGCAAAUGGGCAAAGAGACUGUGAUCAACCAUUGCGAAGCAUCUCCUAAUCUCGUUAACUCCAUUAAUCAUCUUUGAUAUCUUCAUUACAGGAAUCCAAAGACAGUCCAAGAUAUCGUGAAGAUAGGCAUAAAACCAGGUUGGAAUAAAGACACGAAGAUAACAUUUCCCUGAGAAAGGCAACCAAGAACCUGGCGUCUCUCCUGCUGAUCUCACUUUCGUUGUAGACGAGAAACCUCAUCCUGUUUACACAAGAGACCUUAACGAUCUGAUUUUUCAUGAAGAAAGCCUCUUUAAUAGAAGCUUUAACCGGAGUCACAAUCAGCUUAACAACUCUUGACAGGAGGAACUUGACAAUCCCGGUUCUGGAUACUGUAAAACCGGGUCAGGAGAUUGUGAUCACAAACGAAGGAAUGCCAACUAAACACCCUUUGAAAAGAGGAGACCUCAGAGUCGGAUUUGAUGUCUUGUUCCCGUCAAGGCUUACUUCAGAACAGAAGAAUGACCUUAAGAGAGUUCUUCUAUUGUUCAGCUUAUAUGAGAAUAUUGCAAACCAUAACAAUGAACUAAGCUUAAGCAAGAGUUUCACAGAAGACAGAAGUGAAAACUUAUCACAUUUACUGAAUACUGACCUGAACAGAGAUUGCUCAGUAACUCUUGUCUGA
This is a messenger RNA of Eruca vesicaria subsp. sativa (arugula), 898 nucleotides long. NCBI's taxonomy places the organism in Eukaryota, Viridiplantae, Streptophyta, Magnoliopsida, Brassicales, Brassicaceae. The record is from the annotation of a GenBank genome assembly.